This is a messenger RNA of Mytilus trossulus (common blue mussel), 1510 nucleotides long. RefSeq lists its product as uncharacterized. Bases 316 to 1086 code for a protein of 256 amino acids. The transcript is spliced from 4 exons. The record is from RefSeq and is a predicted model, not a curated record. Gene Ontology annotation, molecular function: DNA binding; protein dimerization activity. Lineage: Eukaryota; Metazoa; Mollusca; Bivalvia; Mytilida; Mytilidae.
UUUGCUCAUUGUUGAAGGAUGUAUGGUGACCUAUAAGUGUUAAUGUUUGUGUCAGUUUGGUCUUUUGUGGAUAGUUGUCUAAUUGGCAAUCAUACCACAUCUUCUUCCUUAUAUUCACAUACCAGGUUUAAUAGCAGAAAAAAUAAAAACUCUACACUUCCUUACAUAUUUAAAACAUUUUCUUACCUGAAUUAUUUUUUUCUGACUAGAAACCUAAAACAAAUCUAAUCAGUAUAUCAUAUACUAUUAUACUAUACUGUUGAAGUCUUUGUAAAAAAAACAUUGAUUAAUUAUUGUAUACUUUUUUUCCUAGAGAUGGACUUUGUAGAUUCUUCAUCACCCCCAGCACCAGACACUAAACAUGGAUAUGCUUUGGAAUUUCCAUUUUUGGGAGUCUGGGCAGAGGAGGAAGUGUCCACAUUUGGACAUAUGUCUGAGAGGGUGGAAAUAAUUGAUGAGAUUGAUGAUGACAAUGAGGAUGAUGCUGCUGAUGAUGAUGAUGAUGAUGAUGAUAAUGAUAAAGACAAUAUGGUAACUGACUUGUCCCCAACAUACAGCAUCAGAACUACACAAAGAAAGAAGAAGGUGAUUAAGAAUCAUCAUAAGGGACCAAUACCAGAAGGGUACAUUACAUCAGCAAGAAAAAGACAAAAAACUUACAGCAAAAGAGUAAAGUCUCUAUUCACACAGGGUUACAGACUUCACUCCAUGUGUGGAGCAAGAAUUAAAAUAGAAAUUACAAAUGAACAAGGAAAGACCAGGUCUAUGUGCAUGCCACCUUUUAUGACUAGAUCUGUCAUGCAGCAGGCAGGUGAAAGUGCUAUCAAUGUACAAGAAAUAACUGAGCCAUUAGCACCAGUGGAGGGGACUCCCAAAAAGAGACCAAUGUUAAUCAAACAAAGCAGUAACACUAAAACAAUAAAAAAUCUGCCUGGGAAAAAAAAGGGCAAGGAAAAUGCUCUUUCCCCAAACAUGAAAAGAGUAAGGAACAAAUGUAGUAUUUGUAAAAUUAUAUUCGACAGUGCUGCAGACAAGGCUUUCCAAAAAAAAAAAUGGGAGAAAGCAAGCUGUAUGGAUAGGGUGUGAUGUUGACGAAUGUCACUUUUGGGCACAUGCUAAGUGUGUGAAAUUAGAUGUGCCAACUCUGAAGAGGGUAAGAACAAUUAAGUUUGUUUGCCCAGAACACAAGGAACCUUCUAGUGAUGAGUAAAUCAAAACCCUAAUUUGUCUGCAGCACUGUCCUACACAAAGAUUAUAUUUUUAUGUUUUUUUUUUAAUUGUACACAUAUUUACAGACUCAUUAUUUUAGUAUUAUAUUUUAUGAUGUUAUUUAUUUACCUUAUGUUUACAUUUAAAGAAUUUUAUUAUAGAUAAAUUAUAUUUAUAUUUAUAUAUUAAUUAAAGUUAACCUACUGUAUUAUAAUAAAUGAAUUAUUUAAUUUUAAGACCAUAACAGUUUCAAUAUUUGUUUUAUUUUUGCAAUUUCACUAUGAAAUGAAUAAGUACCGCA